This is a messenger RNA of Macrobrachium nipponense, 3663 nucleotides long. Its product is annotated as nephrin-like. Lineage: Eukaryota; Metazoa; Arthropoda; Malacostraca; Decapoda; Palaemonidae. The record is from RefSeq and is a predicted model, not a curated record. Gene Ontology annotation, molecular function: protein binding. The transcript has 15 exons. Gene Ontology annotation, biological process: cell-cell adhesion. Bases 32 to 3298 code for a protein of 1088 amino acids.
UAAAGACCGAGGGAAACUAGCAUCCGAUGUCAUGCUAGAGGGGACCAUAUCCAAAGCGAGGGCUUCGUUUGACGUCACUGCCUCAGAUAAUGGGGUCAAAUUGACAUGUGAAGUCAGCAACCCUGCCUUAAAAACGCCCCUCGUGACUUUCACCAAGAUAAAACUAAAAUUUGCGCCAUGGAAGGUCAACGGAUGGGUGAGGCCAAGCGAGGUCGACGCAGGGAGUAUGGCGACCUUGGUGUGCGAGUCUUCGUCCAGUCUCCCGGAAUCUACACUUUCCUGGCGCUCCGGACCAUUGACUCUGCAGGGGGCCACUUCGAUGUAUACUCCGGGUCUCUACGGCGGCACAGUUACUAGGUCUGAGAUGAGCAUGAAGGCUCUCAUGGAGGACAAUGGACGAACCUUCCAUUGUGACGCCCAGAACGGCCUGGGAGUUGUUCUUUCGACAAACAUAUCACUGGAUGUGCUGCAUGGGCCAGUUUGGAUGUCGGUGCCGAGAGGAACCAUCGACGUCCACGAAAAAGAGGAUCUGCUUAUGACGGCUUCAGCGACUGCGAAUCCUCCGCCAGUUAAGUACAGCUGGUGGCACGGUCCCCUGGAACUGGAGGGCCAAGUGGAGCCUGUCGCUGGAAGAGGCGAUGGUCAACAAGAAGGGCGCCUUGAGAUGAGACGGGUCCAUCGUCAGGAGUCAGGAGAGUAUUCUGUCACUGCAACGAGCCCCAGGGGCGAUGCCACCGCCUCCUUCGUCAUUAAUGUCCAGUAUGGUCCUGAGAACAUAGUCACAUCCAGACGGGUGACGGUGGAUGAAGAGGGCUCAGCUUCCGUCCUCUGCACAGCAGUUGGCAAUCCCACGCCAAACGUGACUUGGGUUAGACAAGAGGAUAACAGAAGCAGUGGUGCCGAGGUUCUCUCUUGGGGCAUCGGGGAAUCCAGACUCUCGAUCGAAGGGGCGACCCGAGCAGACACUGGGUUCUACUUGUGCCUGGCCUCGAAUGUCGUCUCCACAGCGGCACCGAUCCGCUCGGCCGUCGUCGUGACUCAAAUUCCAGAGGUUCCUGACGAAGUGGAAGAAGGUGAAGAGUCCUACCUGAGGCCCUGGGCUAACUUAGGGGGAACGGGCCGCCUGGAGUGCAGCGUUAAAGCAGCCCCUUUGCCAACUUUCAAGUGGACCAUCAACGAGGACCGAGUUCUGUUGAAUGACCGGAAGUAUUUCAUAAGGGUGCCUGAGCUUGUUGAUGGCUUAGUGGAAUGGUCGUCAGUCUUGGAAAUCAAGAACAUAUCGCGCAAGGACUAUACAACUUACACCUGUAUCGCAACCAAUUCCAGAGGAUCCUACAUUGUGAAUUAUACUCUUGGCUCACCGGUACCUCCAAAUCCACCGCAAUAUCUGAAUGUAACGACCGUGGAUGGUAAAGCAGCCUACCUCUCGUGGGUGCCCGCGGGUGAAGGGACACCACCUGCCGGGUACACCAUUAUGUAUCGGCAGAAGAACGGAGGAAAGUACACGAAAAAGGAUGUCACCAGAGGAGAUGUCACCACGGCGAAGAUACAAGGACUGGCGCCUGGCACAGUUUACGAGUUCCUAAUACAAGCGCACAACGCUCAGGGAAGGUCUAAUUACACCUCCUCACGCGCUCAGAUUCCACGGCCAGGAAUCGUCGAAGGAAUUGCCGGCAGCAGCAGCAACAUCAGCAACAGCAGUAGCAGCAUUCAGCCGGGUGUUCCUCUCCUGACGCUGUUCCUUACCUCCCUAACAGGCGCAGCCUUGCUGGUUCUGAACGUCAGCAUCAUCGUCUGCUACGUCAAGCGCUUCGUUCUGAAGAGGAACAAUCCAGCUGUUUCUGAAGCCUAUGGGCCUCCUCUGACACCUGUCUCGGAUCCUGAUACUUGGAGAACUGAAAGCAAAAUCUCUAUAUCAUCUCAAGUGAAUUUUCAGUUUACUAGUCAGUCGCCCGUGGCUGAAGAAAGAAGAAGAUUCUCCUCAAGAACCCAGAGUCUCGUUACAGAAAUAUCAGAAUAUCAAAAACAUGAAGAAACACCUCUAACAACAAUACCAACUUCUUAUUAUUUCAUCAGUACAUCCAGUCCUCUCAGUAACUGCAGAAAUGACCUGAUCAAUGGAGGAUUGAAUUUUACAGCCGGAAAGUCCCAGUAUUCAAAAUCUCUGAUAAAUUUUAAUGAAUUUAUGACAUCCGGGGAAUCACAACCUGGUCUAGAUGAUGACACUUUUAGAAGGAUGAAAGUAAGGAUUCAGUCUCCUGACAUCCCUGAUGUGUGCCCCAAGAGUCCUACAUUAUGCCCUUCAUUGCCUCGUCCACAGAGUUGUGAAAGGAUAGUGAGUCAACUUGAGGAUAAUGAAGACAGAAUUUCUUUGCUGUCAAAUCACAGUAGCUCCUCUUGUAAAGGCAUUCAGGAGCAAGUAUGUGGGUUCAGAUCUCACAUACCUAACAGCAACGUGCAUCAGGACAACACAAGAUGCCCAACAGCCAUACAAAAGUCAGGAAGAUUAACUUCAUCUUGUCAUGACAUCAGAAGAGAAGCUAUAGCUAAUAAACCACGCUUAGGUCCUUCUUUCUCCAACAUUUAUUGCUCAAAUACACUCACUGCACAGGUCAUAUAUCAUGGUCAGCCACAUAUUCAGCAACAACAUGAAGAAGAACAGAAACGUGAGCAUUUGAAGCAUUUGCAACCCCAGAAUCUUCAGCAACAACAAAUGUCACAGCAACACUGCUUUCAACUAGAUCAUCAACAACAAUCCACAGAAAAUACACCAGAUCAUCAUAGAAUCAUUUAUCAGUGGCCUGACCACCAUUACCAAGAGGGUCUGCAGAACCUAGAUCAGCAGAGUAAUCAUAAUAAUCACCGUUAUCCUGAUCAAGAUCAGCAUAAUCGUCACGAUGAAGUACAUAAACCCUUAGAAAAUCAUCACCAACAUCGAGACCCUCCUUGUCAACAUCGAAAACUCAAUGAAAAUUUCAGGUUUCCUGAAAAACUGCCCUUAAACCAUAGAGAAUUAGUUGCUCCUUGUUGUCCAACCUCAGAAAGCAGAAUGUUUUACCAAACAUUGCCCUGCUGUCAUCAGUCUAAAUUCUAUCUCCAUCUGCCUAAAUAUCUUCACAAUGAGCAUGCUCGAUACCAAUAUUUAGGGCAUCAAAGCCCUGCAGUCCCACAGCAAAUAUUUCAUAGUUUGCCUCGUAAAAUGGAACACUAUCAAUCUGAAGACAUAGAGUCUCCUAAACUUCACAGAGUCACUCAUUUCACAAGAUCAUCGACUCCUCAUCUCUAUCGUCAUUACUGACCUCCACAGAAUCUUUUUAGUAAUCCAGUAAGUUAUUUGCAAAGUGAGCACAGUUGUCUGACAUCGUCAGCUCAGUUUCAUAGAGAUUCGGCUGCUGAACAUUCCUUCAGUUACAGGAGAGAAACUCCUGUUUUGUAUUCCAGAAUGAAACCUAUCAGCUCUCAAUAUACUGGAUAAGACCUAUGAAGAUAAUGAUUAUGGCAAUUUUGAAACUACUUUAGAAUUAUGAGCACCAUCGUAGGUUAAUGGUACAAGGAAUCAUCCCACUCAAAGGUUGCCAGGUUUAUAAUCAGUGUGACCUUCUUUCUCAGUUUUGUAUCAAAUGCAUUCUUUUGUAACCUGAUAAAUUAUGUCUUGUAUCAUGA